CAACUCGAACUGGCUUUCAACCUUCCUGCUUUGUUCUGCGGCCAAGAAUCCUUGCGCCCGUUUUGGACAGCUUUUGAGCGAACGUAAUACUGAUAGAAUGCAAGCAUCCUUCUGAAAUCUGUUCAGACGCAGCACAAGAAAGCAAUUCAGCUGGACGGGCAGCGUGUGCAGCUGCUUGAGCCAGGUGCAGCCCAUUGUCAGACAUUGACCUCCGCAUCAAAUGUAGUGGUGGUGCAAUCCAGGUCGGUGGCAAUUGGACGCAGUAUGGCGCCCUCAGCCGCUCACUCUGCUUGCGCAAAGCUGACCAGUAAUGCAGCUCCGGGGCUUCAACUGGGCAGCAACAGAUGCCAGGAGAGCUCUGUGUUAAGUACCUUCUCUUGUCCCAGGGCUUCUUUCGCGUCAAGUUGCAGAUAUCUUCCAUCUUAUGCUGGCAAUUCGUCUCAAAUGGGGUCUGCAUGCGUGCCGUUGAAUGCUGUUACGAGAGUCAGCGGUCCGCCAGCAAACGCACAGCAUUUGCAUCGGGACAGUAACUCGCAAGCUUCAAGUGGGCGGCGCCAGCUUUUGAUUGCUGGCAAAAGUCCUGUUGGUCAUAAGCAUCGGUGGCGUCAGCAAGGGUGUCCAGAACAACAGGGAAGAGGGAAGUUGGUAAUGGUGCGAGCGGCUGCUGAUAAUGGUCCUCCCGAGGGUGGCGCCUCCGAGUUGCCGGGGCCGGGAAAAGACGAUCAGAUUGUGAAUGAGGUUGUGGGCCAAGCGAGGGAUGCACUGAGGGGAGCCCUAGAAUCCGCCACGAAUCAGGCACUGGAGCGAGGUGCCGGGAGCGGGGACAAUCCUGAGAGUAGAGAGGAAGCACUAGAAGCGGCGAUCGAUGCAAAUGCAGAGGGGGCGCUGGGGAGGGGGGCCGCCAGCCGCGAAGUGAGCGGGCGAGAGGAAGGUGACAGGUGGCAGGAAGAGGAGGGCGCCACUUCUUCCAGCCGCGCAAAGGGGGGAGAAGAGCAACGGCAGGAUAGCCAGAGGCGCUUCGAAACAGAAAUGCGGCGGGACGUCGAGCAGAACACGGAGGCCCGGGGGUUUGUGGUGGACGAAAAGCUUCGAGACCCGAACAGAGUGCCGGCAUUUGCGCCAGAACAGCUCGGGGGAGGCGCGUAUAUGACCGUCCAGGAGCGAGGGGGAGAAUCUGGCGGAUCAGAAAAGCAGGAGGGGCGGAAGCUGCCGAAAAGCGGGUUUGUGGUGGAUGAUUUGGGGGACGGCGGGGGGGUGGAAGUGAUUGGAGGAGGGGUGUCGGCGGGGCCAGAUAUUCUGACGCAGCGGUUGCGACGGAGUAGAAAGCGCCUUUUGAUGAAGAUGUUUCAGGGGCUUGAAGUGGGAGUGAAGACGGCAGUCACGGAUCCAAUGGGCGCCAUCGCCCUCCUCUGGUUCUUUCUCACCCACCAAAUCGAGCGCAUCCUCGACUGGACAAACACUGGCGUUUGGUACUCCCGCCUCCUGAAGCUCGCCGGCGCCGCCUUCACUCUCCUCCCCCCCAUUCUCCUCCUCGUUUCCUACCCCCUGGAAUGGUUCCUCGUCACCCUCAACAACAUCCUCACGGGGGACCCCCUAGCCAGUAUCGGCUUUGGGCUGCAAGUGGCCCUGAUCUACUACCCUAUAACCUUCUCCGUUUUGGCCGCGAUCGCCGGGCUCGAGGGCACGCGCCAGCUGGCGGUGUCCCGCGUGACGAACGACAUCAGCCGCCCGUUCACACCGCAAUUAAUGCAGCUCGUGGGCAUGGCGUGGUUCCUAAUCAUGGUGCCCGGCCUGCUUUUGUAUAAGACGGCGAUCGGCUGGGUGGGCUUCAUGACGGCGUUCUAUGUGUCGUUCUUCGUCAAGAGCGCCAUCGCGCGAUUCGUCGGGUACACGGUGCAGCGGACGGAGGGGGAUCCCCAGUGGGCGCAGUCGCCGGCGAACCCGCGGGAAAUCGACCCUGAGUGGCGUAUCAUGCCCCGGACGUCCACGCGCGUUGUCUUCGGACUGUCCGUCGUUCUUCUGCACUUCCUGGUGAUGCUCGAGUCGUCGCAGUGGACCAAGCUCUUCUUCGCCAAGAUGCCUCUGUGGGCGAAGCUCAUUCACACCAUCGGCGCGCUGUGGCUGCUCACCUUUUGCUACUACGUCAACACGCACUCGUCCGACUUCAUCCGGGAGUACUUCGAGCAAUACGUCGUUCCCAGAGAAAUCGUGAACGAGGGCCUCUACCGCUAUGUCCGUCAUCCCAUCUACGCCUCCUACAUGCUCCUUUUUGUUGCGUACGCAUUCGCGAUGCGCGCGCCCAUCUCCGCGGGUUUGCUCGGUGCCGUCUCCCUCUGGUAUUACAACAUCCGAGUGGAGAUUGAGGAGGCGAAAUUGGUGGGGCGGUUUGGACAGGACUACGUGGACUAUAUCCGCGAGGUGCCUUACCGGUAUUGGCUUGGCGUUUACUGAGUCACAAUACUUUCUAUUGAAAGCUGAGCGAGCUGGUACAGAACAGCAAACACUGAACGGUUUUGUGGGAUCGGAGGAUGAGUCACUUCCCGACCUUCCAUUUUAAGUCCUGCAAUUUGGCACUGCUAGCGCUCUGAGCUAUUCCAAAGCCCAAAUCCGGAACUGUCUCAUGGCAUGCAUGUAUUUAAACAAAG
Klebsormidium nitens is the source of this 2645-nucleotide messenger RNA. NCBI's taxonomy places the organism in Eukaryota, Viridiplantae, Streptophyta, Klebsormidiophyceae, Klebsormidiales, Klebsormidiaceae. The record is from the annotation of a GenBank genome assembly.